This is a messenger RNA of Ylistrum balloti, 1662 nucleotides long. RefSeq names its product solute carrier family 13 member 2-like. The record is from RefSeq and is a predicted model, not a curated record. Lineage: Eukaryota; Metazoa; Mollusca; Bivalvia; Pectinida; Pectinidae. Bases 106 to 1662 code for a protein of 518 amino acids. The transcript has 14 exons. Gene Ontology annotation, molecular function: transmembrane transporter activity. Gene Ontology annotation, cellular component: membrane. Gene Ontology annotation, biological process: monoatomic anion transmembrane transport.
AGAGAUCUUUGGAAACUGCGGGCGAUUUUUCUUGUUCUUGUUGCUUGCCUGGCACCUUUACCCUUUCUUAUCAACGCAUCAUCGGAGUCGCGAUGUGCGUACGUCAUGGUUUUUAUGGCUUUGCUAUGGAUCACGGAGGCUAUCCCCAUACCUGUGACGUCAUUGCUACCUGUCGUUAUGUUUCCUAUUCUGGGUGUGGUUCCUGCCGCAGAAGUUUGCACCAAAUAUGUGAAUGACACGACUAUGCUAUUCAUCGGCGGUUUGGUGUUGGCAGUGGCUGUGGAGGAAGUUAAUCUACACAAGAGGAUAGCACUGGGGAUUAUAUUGGUCUUAGGCUCUCAGCCGAACAUGCUUCUGCUUGGCCUGAUGCUACCCACGUGGUUCCUAUCUAUGUGGAUCAGUAACACGGCGGCUACUUCUAUGAUGGUACCUAUCAUUAUUGCAGUAGUUGACCAAUUGAAAGAUAUAGAGACUCCAUAUUCAAAAGAAGGCCAGGAGAACUACAGCUUUGAACAACAUGAUGUAUCAUAUGAAGACCAUGUUGAGGACAAGUCAACAGGGGAGGAGGUGGAGCUAGCGACAGAUGAAAGUCAUCACGAUGGACGUACAAUGGGCGACGAAGAGUUAAUGAGAAUAGGAAAGGGAUUUGCACUCGGUGUGGCUUACAGUGCAAAUGUAGGAGGAGUAUCAACCCUUACAGGGACUGCACCCAAUCUCAUUCUCCAAGGACAAGCUAACAGUUUAUAUCGUUCUCGAAUUGAGGGAGCUGACUCUGGAAUUACUUUUGCAAACUGGAUGGGAUUCGGCGUGCCACUCUCUGUUCUAGUAUUAUUCUUGGCUUGGAUAUGGCUUCAGAUAUACUGCUUACGAGGCAGGUGUCUUAAAAACGUCAGUGAUAUCAAGAAGACACGUGUUAAAAUGGCGAUCAGAAGUGAGUACAACAAACUGGGAGCUUUCAGAUUCCAGGAGAUAGUUGUGAUCAUCCUCUUCACCAUACUGGUUUUACUGUGGUUAUUCCGGGAUAUUCCGAAUGUUGGGGGCUGGAGGUUUUUGUUUCCAGAGGAUCCUGUCUCUGGAGCGUUCGUCCGUGAUUCUAGCGCCGCCAUUGGUAUUGCUGUCCUCCUCUUUCUCUUGCCCUCCACCUUUCCUAGAGUGCUAUGUUGUCGACAAAAUAACGCAAAUGGCGAUUACGACCAACAUGAGUACAAACCUAUCCUGGACUGGCAAACGACCGCACGAAAAAUACCGUGGGGAGUGAUCCUUCUCUUGGGUGGAGGUUUCGCUCUUGCCGAUGGAAGCUCGGCAUCUGGGCUGUCUAGCUGGGUCGGAUGUCAAUUGCGCGUGUUCAGUGACCUUGAACCAUGGGUCAUGAACUUAAUCCUCUGCCUUAUCGUGGCUGGAGCUACGGAGAUAACCAGCAACACGGCUACGGCAACACUUCUCAUGCCUAUAAUGGCGGAACUGGCCGUCAACAUCGGAGAACACCCUCUCUACCUUAUGAUAUCAGCUGCCAUUUCCUGUUCGUUCGCAUUCAUGUUGCCCGUGGCUACACCUCCUAACGCUAUUGUCUUUUCCACCGGCUAUCUCAGGAUACCAGAUAUGGCAUUGGCUGGAAUGAUGAUGAACCUGAUAGCAGUGGUACUGAUGUAUACCACAGUGUAA